AACAAAAGGAAAAUAGUUUACUAAAUCCUUUUUGUCCACCUUUUCUUCUUCUUUUUUUUCUCUCGUUUUGAUUCUUCCCAAUUUAUGAUUUAUUAUUUCUCCUUCAAACCAUCAUAGGAAUUUAUCAAAUUUUCAAUGAUAAAAAGAAUUAUUUUAGAAAAAAAUUACCUAUUUCUCUUAUAAUUGCCAUUUUUUUUUUCUUGAAGUUGGUUUUUUAAUAGACAUUGAGAGUUUCACAUCGGACAGCAAAUUAGCUUUUGUAGCCUUGUGCCAAAUGGAGGGUCCUUAGUCUUCUCUCUUCUUUCUCCCUCUAUCUUUCCCAGUUCUUCUCCCCUUUCCUUCCUCCCCCUCAGUUCUUUCUUCACUCUGCAACAACAAAUUCACAGUCUUUCUUCAUCUUUCUGUGCUAAAAUCUGCAUAUUAGCCUUCUUCUUCUGCAAUCUUCUGGUACCGUUUUUUUUGUUCCAUACGGGACUCAUUGUUCCACUGUUUUAAAGGGUUCUUUCUUCAUCGACUUGCUGAUCCACUAAAGGCUUCAUUGGGCGGGUGAGCUUCACUUAAAAAAUGUCCCUUUUCAUUUCUUCUGUAUUUGGUUUGAUUUUCUUAGAAAUUUCAUAUUUAUUUUGAAGAUGAAUGGUUUUUUAAGGGUAUAAUGUGCUGUAUGAAUCUUCAUUCGGUAGAUCUGUUUUGGUGAUUUUUGUGUUGCUUUUUGUCAAUAGCUUGUGCUGGAUAGUAAGUGGCAUGCAAAAUUUCCCCUUUCUUUUAGUUUUGUGGUCAAAUUUUGCUUCAAUAUCUUCCCCUGUAGCUAGUGUGAGCUCUUUCUCUUUUCUGAAUUCAGUAAGGGGGUAGGUGCCUAGGUGGCAUGCCAUUUUGUUUAAGCUUAAAAUUUUGAAUGAUUAUGAGUAAUCUUAAUUGCUGAGGUUGGAGACUUUGGAUGGCUUGUGAUUUUUGAUUGCUUAAAUCUUAGAGGGCGUUUUCUUUACCCUGAAAAGAUCAUACUAAACUCGCAGUUGGGAUUACUGAAUGAUGCAGUAUAUUCAUUGCCACGAAAUGUUUAAGCUGUAAAUUGGGCUGAUUGCACUUUUGCUAUUUGAUGACGCUUUUUUGGGUUUUCAGUUCUGAUCUUAGGAAUUGGCUCUAUGCUUUUAUGUUUUAGCCGUUUGAUAUUUCUGGUAUUGGGUUGGGCAGGUUCAGAGGGUUAAGACAAACAAGAAAGUGGAGUAUAAUUUAGAAGUCUGAUGUCUCCACCACUGCUUGGUGUUGGGGAGGAAGAGGGUCAGAGUAAUGUGACCUUGUUGGCUUCUUCCGCCUCCUUAGAAAGUGUUCGACAGAAUGGAUCUGUGUUCAAAGAGCGAAACUACAUGGGGUUGUCCGACUGCUCUUCUGUGGAUAGUUCCACCAUUUCCAACUCGUCAGAAGGGAGUAAUGGUAGCUCAAUGAAUUUGAAGGCAACAGAACUCAGGCUUGGGCUCCCUGGUUCCCAAUCCCCCGAGAGGGAAUCAGAUCACUUCCUUGUGAAGAGCUCACAACUUGAUGAGAAACCAUUAUUUCCUUUACAUCCUCUGAAGGAUGGAAACUCUUCGAGUUCACAAAGGGCGAUUACUUCAGGCAGUAAAAGAGGAUUUGCUGAUGCUAUGGAUGGAUUCUCAGAGGGCAAAUUUUCUGAAGUUAAUGCGUUGUCUUCCAGAACUACUCUUAAUGCUGGGCUCAAGCUGAACUCUGCAAAAGAGAAUUCUGGUCAAGCUGCCAAAUUGAAAGAAGUUGUGCCCCAAAAUACUGCUCAGGAUAAGACCCGUGCAGCAAACGAGAGCAUCCCUAAUCGAGCUGGAGCUACAAAUAACAAUAUUGGGGCCCCUGCACCCAAGGCACAAGUUGUCGGUUGGCCACCAGUUAAAAACUUUAGAAAGAACACCCUGGCUUCUACCUCAAAAAUUGCUGACGAAGUUGAUGGGAAGGCUGGAUCCGGUGCUCUAUUUGUCAAAGUUAGUAUGGAUGGUGCUCCUUAUUUGAGGAAAGUUGAUGUUAGAAUGUAUGGAACUUAUCAGGAGCUCUCUUCUGCCCUUGAGAAGAUGUUUAGCUGUUUUACCAUUGGUCAAUAUGGAUCUCAUGGAAAUGAUGCAAGGGAGGGUCUGAGUGAGAGCAAACUGAAGGACUUGCUGAAUGGAUCAGAGUAUGUUCUCACAUAUGAGGACAAGGAUGGUGACUGGAUGCUUGUCGGUGAUGUCCCUUGGGAUAUGUUCACUGACACAUGCAAGAGGCUGAGAAUCAUGAAGAGUUCCGAUGCUAUUGGCCUAGGUUAGUAUAUGUUUUCUUGUCUUGACAUUUAGUAUGCUACAGUGCAAGAAUUUUGAACUCAUUGCAAGUUGUAUGAGGUGCUCUUUCAUUUCCAAUUUGUCUAGGCACUCUAAAGUUUCAAGGAAUAUCACUAGCUACUGUUGCAUUUGUAUACUUUACUUGUUUACUUACCCCGGUCAUUCACAUGGACAUAUGGUUAUUUUGAGGAAAUCGAUUACUGGACUUUUCUAUGUUUUCUAAAUAAUACCUUCCUCAUUUACGAUAUUUGUUGUCUUUGCAUCAAUGCUGAUUUUUCUUUUUAUUUUUUUUCCUUGUUUCCAUUUCCAAGCCCACAGCCAUGCAUUAAAGUAGAAGAUGGGCUUCACAAAUUACACGUGCAAAGGAUGUUGUAUAGAGAGUAGUGUUCAUUUGAGCUAUUUAAUGUCCUACAUUAUCCGUUGUUUUCGAGGAAUGAUAUUGCUCUCUUUUAUAUGGAAUAUUUUGUUUUACUUCGUGGUGUUUUCUUUUCAUCCUAUAUCUGUAGGCAGCCUUUUCCAUUGUAUGGAAUAAGAGUUCCAAUUUUCUCAUUUGAGUAUUGUUUAAUUGCAAAAACAGACGUUCAUUUCAGUAUUGUCCUUUACAUCCUAGAAUUCAAGUCUGAUGUUUAUAAUUUAUGUCACGCACGACUUGAAUCAAAUUUGUUAAUCUGUCCAUAACUCAGCUUCCAAUUGUGUGCAGCUCCUAGGGCUGUUGAGAAGUCUCGGAGCAGAAAUUAGUCACAUCUUCUACAUGAGUGCUACCAAAGGGACUAGUGGAACAUGUUAAAAGUGGUCAUCUGCAAGAUCUGUUUAACCCAAGGCGUAAUUGGUGUCUUUGGGGCAGCAUAUCAUGUGGUAGAUGUUUAUCUUAUUGUCAUUGUGUUUUCCUUUUCACGUAAUUAAUGUCAUGUCGUCUGCUUUUGUAUUUAGUAUUUGAACUCUCAAACCUCCUUUUAACGGAUUGUACUCCCUGCGGAUUUUACUGUUUUCAUUAUUAUUAGUGUGUACAAUUUGUAUCGUGUGUCAAAACAUAUUUAUUUAUCCGAAGACCUUAUGUUGUUGUGUGUGACUCACUUGUUACUCAAAGAUCCUAGUUAAUUUUCCACCUUUGCAUCUUCAUCCAUUUGGUACAGACAUGUUACAUUGUAAUUAAUAUAUCUAGAUCAGCAAAAUGGGUACAUUAGGCCAUUGAGACUUAACUGCAAGGAGAGAUGUUAAUGAAAUUGAAUGAAGAUAGAGAAACGGGAUCAUAAGCGAUUGGUUUUCUUUAAGGUAUCUUGAAUUCAGAAAGCUACAUGAGGGCAAUAAUUGUUGGCACUGUGUUGGAUGUGAAAAUUAUUGUGUUGUGGUGUUGGCAUUUCUCCUGUAUGUCCCCCUUCUAGAGUUUCUUUAAAGGCUAUACCCCAUGUGGGAGAGAGCAUGGUGCGGUGCAUAGCUUUGCAUUAUUGAAAGUCAUACCUAAAGAAAAUAAUGUUGUUUGGGGCAGGGGGUAUCAAAAUGAUUUGAAGGGCUACUAAUAGUUUGGAGUAAUAAUGUAUGUAUAGCUUAUGUAAGCACUGACCUCAAAGUGCACUUAUUUGACGUAUAUA
Molecule: messenger RNA, 3901 nt
Organism: Oldenlandia corymbosa var. corymbosa
Lineage: Eukaryota; Viridiplantae; Streptophyta; Magnoliopsida; Gentianales; Rubiaceae
Source: the annotation of a GenBank genome assembly